AUGAAGCCAGCACGAUCAAAUGACUCUCUCAAGAGAAAGAGAACCAAUAAUAACAAUAAACCUUUGGACAAAUGGCAAGACUAUGAGGAGAUUGCUGAGCAGAUGACCUCAGAUCUUGUUAAUGUACCAAAGAAUGCAGCUGAAACUAUACAUGAUGCCUAUGAUUCAAAUAAGGACAUUGUGAAGGAUUAUACAAAGAUAUGUCAGUUGAAGCAAUCAAAUAUAUCACGUCCAAUGUGGGUAUGUCCAGAUGGUCAUAUCUUCUUGGAGACAUUCUCGCCCAUUUACAAGGAGGCAUCAGACUUUCUGGUGGCAAUUGCCGAGCCAGUAUGUCGUCCACAGUUGAUACAUGAGUACCAGCUGACACCGUACUCGUUGUACGCCGCUGUGUCUGUUGGUCUGGAGACGGCGGACAUCAUCAAUGUGCUCGGACGUCUGUCCAAGAUGGAGAUUCCUCGCGAGAUCAUCAACUUUGUUAAGAAGUGCACAAAGAGUUAUGGCAAGGUCAAGCUGGUGCUACAGAAGAACAAGUACUACGUCGAAUCAGCCUAUCCCGACGUCUUGGAGCAUCUCCUCAAGGACUCCACUAUACGAUCAGCGCGUGUCACUUCGUCGGCGCCUCAGGCAAACACAGUGGGCGACCCAGCGCAGCGACAGGUGGACACCAAGACUGGAUUCAUUGUGACCACAGGUGGCAUGACACCAACUCAGAUCUCUGGAGGCAUUCUUCCCAACCAGGGUCUGGACAGCAAUCUGUCGUCGCUGCUCGAGGGCGAUGAAGAGGACACAGUAGACAACUCUGAUCAACAGUUCCACUCAUUCGAAAUAUCAUCUGACAGUGUCGAGGCGGUCAAGAAGCGCUGCAUCGAGCUCGACUACCCAAUGCUGGAGGAGUACGACUUUAGGAAUGACACGGUCAAUCCCAACCUGGCCAUGGACCUCAAGCCCACAACAAUGAUUCGUCCCUAUCAAGAGAAGUCAUUGUCCAAGAUGUUUGGUAAUGGUCGUGCACGAUCUGGCAUCAUUGUGUUGCCGUGUGGUGCAGGCAAGUCACUCAGUGGCAUCACAGCGGCAUGCACAGUCAAGAAGAGUAUCCUUGUGCUGUGUACAUCAGCCGUGUCUGUGGAGCAGUGGAAGUAUCAGUUCAGACUGUGGACCAAUGUCGAUGAGAAGGCCAUCCAAAAGUUCACAUCAGACAGCAAGGAGAAGAUGUUCACAAUGGCCGGUGUCACAAUCACCACCUACACAAUGAUAUCAUUCGGUGGAAAGCGUUCUGCCGAGGCACUCAAGAUCAUGAAUGAGCUCACCAAUCGUGAGUGGGGUCUAGUGCUGCUCGACGAGGUGCACGUCGUGCCAGCCAACAUGUUCAGACGUGUGCUCACCGUCACCAAGGCGCAUUGCAAGCUGGGACUGACUGCCACACUUCUCCGUGAGGAUGACAAGAUUCAAGAUCUGAGUUUCCUCAUUGGCCCCAAGUUGUACGAGGCCAACUGGCUCGACCUGCAAAAGGCAGGAUACCUUGCCAAUGUGUCCUGUUCAGAGAUCUGGUGUCCAAUGACCGCAGAGUUCUAUCAAGAGUACCUCACCAACGAGUCGCCUGGCAAGAAGAAGCUGCUCUACACCAUGAAUCCAAACAAGUUCCGUGUGUGCGAGUACCUCAUCAAGUUCCACGAGCAACGUGGCGACAAGAUCAUCGUGUUCUCGGACAAUGUGUACGCCUUGCGCAAGUACGCCAUCGAGUUGAAGAAGUUCUUCAUCUAUGGUGCCACGCUGGGCCAGGAGAGAAUGUCAAUUCUCAGCAAGUUCCAACACGACCCGGCCACACGAACAAUCUUCAUCUCAAAGGUCGGUGACACAUCCAUUGAUAUCCCCGAAGCCACAGUGAUCAUUCAGAUCUCAUCGCAUUAUGGUUCUCGUCGUCAAGAGACUCAAAGACUCGGACGUAUUCUCCGUCCAAAGCCCAAGUCGGAUGGCCUGUACAACGCUUUCUUCUACUCGCUCGUGUCCAAGGACACGCAGGAGAUGUACUACAGUGCCAAGAGACAGCAGUUCUUGAUUGACCAGGGAUACAGUUUCAAGGUGAUCUCAGAGAUGCCCGGUCUGGACGGCGAGAAGUUGAUGUACACCUCCAAGAAGGACCAACUGGACCUACUGAACGAGGUGUUGAAGGAAGGUGAUGACAGUGGCAAAGGUGAAGUGUUGGAGGAGGACUUUGAUGACAUUACAGAUUGGCAACAGAAGAAGAAGCCCAAGACCUCUGGUGGUGCUGCCAGCAAUGUCGUCAGUCGUGCCAGUGGUAACAUUAGAGCACUAUCCGGUGGAAGUGGCAGUACAUACAUGGAAUACCAAGCUCCCAAGAUCUUUGGCAAUCAACGUGGUCAGAUGAAGAAGUAA
Acytostelium subglobosum LB1 is the source of this 2394-nucleotide messenger RNA. RefSeq lists its product as hypothetical. Gene Ontology annotation, biological process: transcription initiation at RNA polymerase II promoter; nucleotide-excision repair. The record is from RefSeq and is a predicted model, not a curated record. The transcript is spliced from 3 exons. NCBI's taxonomy places the organism in Eukaryota, Evosea, Eumycetozoa, Acytosteliales, Acytosteliaceae. The coding region runs from base 1 to 2394 and encodes 797 amino acids. Gene Ontology annotation, cellular component: transcription preinitiation complex; transcription factor TFIIH holo complex; nucleotide-excision repair factor 3 complex. Gene Ontology annotation, molecular function: DNA binding; ATP binding; 3'-5' DNA helicase activity.